AUGCAGAUGCAGCAGCGGCAGCGCUUUAUCCAGCAGCAGGACUGGCUAGGCAACAUCCCGAUGACCGUCAGCUACGUCGCCGUUGAUCUCCUCGCACAGCAACAUCGCCUGGCCGUAGCCGCGAUGCCGUCAAGCCGCGGCCUAAUGCCUGAGCCGCUGAAGCCUUACACCGGCAGCUUUAUACAGCAAUACGCACUCCCUUGCAGCCACACAAUCUUCAAAAAGUUAGAAGACAGCGAGGCCCUCAGCAAGGAAAAUGACAUUAACGAGCCCCUGCUUCGAAUCCGCGACCCCGAUAUUAUCCAGAACCUCCGUGGCCGGCCUCGCCUUCCAAAUAACAAGAAGAUGACGGUACCGUCAGCACUAAUAGCCGACGACGAUGAGGAUGAGGCUCCGCAGCCGCGAUCAUCGAGAUCAACGCAGCGACGGCAGCCCAAGCAGACUCCACGGUCACAUCGCCUCAAGCGGCGUGCGAAGCCAAGCGCGCGCCGCAAUCUAUCGCAAUUUAAAGUUACAGGCUCGCAGAGGUCGUCACAGGGCCGCGGCCGCAGCCGCAGCCGGGGAACUUCAUCACAAAGAACUACAAGCAGCCGGUCGCAAGGAGGAAGGAGGGUAUCUACGGCACGGCUUACAGCAAUUGCUGCUGCUGUUGAGGAGGCUGAGGACGAGGACGAGGACGAGGACGAGGCUGAGGACUGUAUUGAGGUUAUCCCGGCCACCCAGCCGGGCGACGACGAUGUUGAUGAGCUUGCCGGCAUGUAGGGCGUUGUGUAAUCAAUUUAAGGCAUCAGGAAGCAUUAGAGGGCAUUGGAAUCGCAUUUCUGGAAGGAAUUGAUAGUCAAUAGUUGUACUAAGUGUAAUUUUGUAUGAAGAUAUCGUUUCCCAGUGCGUUACACUGUAUUUUGGUGUGUAGGUGUGGCAAUUGCGAU
Trichoderma harzianum CBS 226.95 is the source of this 929-nucleotide messenger RNA. RefSeq lists its product as hypothetical. Bases 1 to 762 code for a protein of 253 amino acids. The transcript is spliced from 2 exons. NCBI's taxonomy places the organism in Eukaryota, Fungi, Ascomycota, Sordariomycetes, Hypocreales, Hypocreaceae. The record is from RefSeq and is a predicted model, not a curated record.